Molecule: messenger RNA, 2191 nt
Organism: Drosophila arizonae
Lineage: Eukaryota; Metazoa; Arthropoda; Insecta; Diptera; Drosophilidae
Gene: Acsf3
Product: Acyl-CoA synthetase family member 3
Biological process (GO): fatty acid metabolic process
Molecular function (GO): medium-chain fatty acid-CoA ligase activity
Source: RefSeq, a predicted model, not a curated record
UGGAAUAUGAGUGAAGUAGAAGCGAAUUGGAGUUAGUUUUAUUGUUUUUGUUGCAUUGAAGUUCGACAAUUCAUUUGACUGAGCAUCGAGAAAAGAGAAAAUAAUUGGGAAAUUUCCGGAAAAUGUUGUCAUUGAGACGCUUGCAAAGAUUUCAAUGGCGUCCAUUGGUGCGUCUCUGUUCGGCCGAGUUAGUACACAAAGAUACAUUCAUAGAGAAACUGCGGAACAGCUAUAUUGAGGAUGAGCGGAACAAUUUUGUGGUGCCGACGUUCAAGAAGGCGAUGCUCUUUCCAGAUGAGAUUGCAAUUAAGGACUUGAAUGGAGAAUUUACAUACUUUCAGCUUUACAUAACAGCCAAAAAGCUGGCCAUUCAAAUAUCCAACUUUUGUGGCAGUGCCUCGCAGUCAAACGUCGCUUUCUUGUGCUCCACUAAUGCGCUGUGGAUUGUUAUCCAGUGGGGCUGCUGGAUUUCAGGCCAGGUGGCUGUGCCCCUGGAGCCAAAUCAAGCGGCAGAUGAGCUGCUCAGCCAGGCCACCGAUUGCAAGGCGAAGUUACUGAUUGGCACACCCGAGUGUGAGAACAUCACCCAGGAGCUGGCCACGAAACUGCAGACGGCCAGCAUUGUGCUGGACCACAGCUUUGUGCCCACGCCGGAGAGCGUCGCCUCCACGGCCAUGUAUGCCAAGCAGCUGGUGGGCCUGAACGGGGCCCUUAUACCGGAGAGCACGUUGCCCAACGACUAUUAUGCCAACGCGCCGGCCAUGCUGAUCUACACGCCCAGCUCCUCGAACAGUCGGAACGGCGUGGUGCUCACCCAUCGGAAUAUCGAGGCGCAGAUGCGCUGCCUCGUCUCCAGCUGGCAUCUGAAGGCCACCGACUCGAUGCUGCCGCUCAUUUCGAUGAAUCGCAUGCAUGCGGCCAUUGGAGCUCUGCUCGGUGUGGGUGGCAACAUAUUGCUGCAGCAGAAAUUCGACAGCCAUACCGCUUGGAGCUCCCUGCUGGGCAUCAACAGCCCGUCGAAGCAGCGCGUGAAUAUCUUCCUGGCCAUGCCCAUCAUUUACAAACGCCUCAUUGCUGAAUAUGACAAAAUGUUCGCCCAGGACUCGCGCAUGGUAGAGUACAUAAUCAACCACUGCAAGCAGAAGAUUCGGCUGAUGGCCACUGCAUUCGGGCUGCUGCCGGAGUCUGUAUUCUAUCGUUGGCGCGAGAUAACCGGGCAGAAUAUUUACGAGUACUACGGGAUGCUGGAGACGGGCCUGGUGCUAGGUCCCGCCCUCGACGAGCAGUCGCCCAACAGCAAUGCGGACUACCGUCCGGGCACCUUGGGCGCACCACUGAUCGGGGUCACCGCCCGCCUGGUGAACAACCAAGGUGAUCAGCUGGUGAGCUGCAAGAGCGAGUCCAGCAUGGAGAGCAACGCCAGCUCGGAUGAGAAGACCAAUAGCAUGCCAGUGCUGAAUACGGUUGUCGGCGAACUGGAGAUAGCUGGCGCGAAUCUAUUCCCCCGAAAGAUCAACACAAUUCUGCAGAUAACCCCUGUGAAGGUAGGAACGACCGCAACGGUUGACCAGGUCGCGCCGAUGGAGCAGACCGCCGAGAAGUUUCUGAAAACCGGUGACAUUUGCGCCUAUCGCAACGGCAGCUUCAACUUCCUAAGCAAAUCGACGGACGUAUUCAAUGUAGGUGGAUACAAGGUCUACGGAUCCGAGAUCAAAAAGGCUCUCAUUUCACAUCCGAGCAUCAACGAUGUUGCCGUUUUGGGCAUACCCAAUAAACUGUGGGGACAUCGUCUGGGCGUCAUUUGCAUCUUGUCGCCCGAUGCCGAUGUCGAUCUGGAAACAAUCAAGUCCUAUUGCUAUAGACAGCUGCCAGCCCAUAAGCGUCCCACUGUCUUUAAAACGAUCGUUGCCAAGUAAUCAAGCAAUCAAUCUAGUAAUCUAUUAGCUCAACAUCCUCUCUUGUACGAUCGUACAACAUGACAAAAAUUUUCGUGUCCUUUAUUUUAAUUGUUCAAAGAUAAAGAGAAACCUCUAUUCCUUUUACAGAUGAUUGCAACCGAGAAAUUCAUCAAAUGCAGUACUACAUACACAAGCUCAAUCAAUUUUAGAAUAUUGAUAACCUUUAGCUAACUGUUAUAGAAUACCGGCAAAUUAUUAAUCAAUCUGCAAUCAUCAAAAUCUUGGUGCAACCU